UGUUGCUCGAGAUCUACAGAAGUCGUCAUCCAAGGAUCCGGGACUUCAUCUGAACCGCCACUUAUUGAACACACACACCCGAUCAACCCACGAACCGAUAAAACCCAACUUUUCAAAUCAAUCAACACCCAGACUUUCGCCAACAAGCAAACAUCCCAUCAACCCCCCUUCCCGAUCCUCCCGAUAUCGAAGCCUACACCCCAAGCUCCGAACCCUCCCCUCCAUCGCCACAAUGGGCUUCUUCUCCUCCUUCCAAACCGAAGAAGCCAAGCGCGCCGAGGAAGUCCGUACCGGCGCCGUCGCCCCGGACCGCAGCGAACGCCGCAAGUGCUGGGAAGCCCGCGACGCUUAUUUUGGCUGCCUCGACCGCAAUGUCAUCGCCGACGCCCUCAAGGACGAUGCGAAAGCCCGCAAGGCGUGUCCAGCCGAGAACCAGGUCUUUGAGCAGGAUUGCGCUGCUGCUUGGGUAAAAUACUUCAAACAAUGGCGCGUAGCAGACCUCCAAAAGAAGCAGCGCAUGGCCCAGCUCGAAGCCGAAAACGCAAUCAAGAUGGACGUCACCACCACUUUCGCCGACCAGCCCUCAGCCCCUUCCAAGGGAUCAACGCCGACAAAGAUUGAUUUGCAAGAUAUGCUCGCCUCGAGGAGGCAGUAAGGCUGUACGCCCAGGGGAAGGAAGCAAAGAAUAUGUUCAAGACGAACGAACCAACCAUCCCCUUUCUCCCAUCGGAUUUGCGGGAUAUGGUGGGAUGGUUUCCCUCCAGCAAAGAUGUCUGAAAAAAGGCGAACCGUCGGCGGCUGUAUAUGGCCCCCUUUGAUACCAGAAUAACUCCCUUUUCUCCAGCUACCACUAGCUGGUGUACAACAUUACGUUUUUAGAUACUCCUCUCCUUGGGGGGCCGGCGGUAUUUAAAAUAACGUCUGUAGAAUAAUGUAAACCACAAUGGCAAACAACCUCUCAUCUAUCCGCUAUCACUCAGGCUUAACCCUAGCUUUAGUCGCAUUGCUGAGGAGUUGACUGGCCGAGGCACAUCACAAUAAACAACUUGACUUCAACAU
Molecule: messenger RNA, 1059 nt
Organism: Colletotrichum godetiae
Lineage: Eukaryota; Fungi; Ascomycota; Sordariomycetes; Glomerellales; Glomerellaceae
Product: cytochrome oxidase c subunit VIb-domain-containing protein
Exons: 2
Coding region: 233-655 (140 amino acids)
Biological process (GO): mitochondrial respiratory chain complex IV assembly
Cellular component (GO): mitochondrial intermembrane space; mitochondrion; respiratory chain complex IV
Source: RefSeq, a predicted model, not a curated record